Messenger RNA from Phaeodactylum tricornutum CCAP 1055/1, 1713 nucleotides. RefSeq lists its product with no specific name. Gene Ontology annotation, molecular function: DNA-directed DNA polymerase activity; DNA binding. Gene Ontology annotation, cellular component: nucleus. The record is from RefSeq and is a predicted model, not a curated record. The transcript is spliced from 2 exons. The coding region runs from base 1 to 1713 and encodes 570 amino acids. Lineage: Eukaryota; Bacillariophyta; Bacillariophyceae; Surirellales; Neidiaceae. Gene Ontology annotation, biological process: double-strand break repair via nonhomologous end joining.
AUGAAUAAGACCCUAUUGAAUGGAUCAGGUCCAAUUCAAGGCUUGAAACAUCAUGUACAACAGCGUGGCGCUGAGGUGCUCUCCUCUUUUGACAAGAAUAUCCCGCCUUGGCCGACGCAUUUUGUCGUGAGUGAACAAGUCCAGGAGCCACUUUCGAUUGCACAAGCACUGGGUUUCGAUUCCUUGGAAGAAAUGUCAUCUUUUCUGUACGACCAUAGCAUUGUUUGCGCCACGCGGAGGUGGGUUCAUCGCGGGGAUCGACUGGACAAGCCGCCUCUGGAGGAACCUACCAUGAUGGAAACGUAUCUUGGAAUAGGUCCUAAGCGAAAAUGCAAACGACAUAGAACGAACAAAAAUGAAGAGUCGAACGAUUCGCAAAGUUCACGGUCGAAUGUUUACAAAACUAACCAAUCUCUAUCGGAAGCCUUUCGGACCUUGUCUAAACGUCACCAGGAAAUGCCGCUGAACGGAGAACUGGAUGCUUGGAAGUCUUAUUCGUUUCAAAUUACGGCGGGUCGAUUGCUGCAUCUAGGCUUCGAAAUCAGAGAUAGCCCGGAGGUUCUUCGCCAUCUCGCGUCGAUCAACGGGUUCGGCUCGUCGACGAUGGAUAUCAUUACAGAUUAUCUACGAACGCAGCAGUGCAGCCGUUUGCGUAAUCUGGAAUCAGAUCCGGAUCGGGUUGCUAUGAAGAAUAUGAUGAAUAUCUGGGGUGUAGGUCGGGUUCGAGCCAAGGAGUUGGUGGAUGCUGGCUUUAAGAGGAUUAAUGAGGUUCGGCAAGCUGUCGAAUUAGGGAACCUACAAUUGGAAAGAAACCAAUACAUUGGCGUAUUGUGUUACGACGAUUUGCUGGAAAAGAUGGAUCGAACGGAAGUCGAAAGUAUCGGUAAGAUUAUAUCUAACAUUUUCAAAAUGUCCUAUCCUGAGGCGGAAGUGUGUGUAAUGGGAAGCUAUCGACGAGGGAAGCACGCUUGCGGGGAUGUUGACAUUCUUAUUACACACGAAGAUUAUAAUCACACGGUCCCACCGAAAGCACUGGGACAAUUUAUCGACGAACUACGGCAACAGGGACACAUCGCAUAUCACUUGACAUUUAUCUCCGGCAUGAAGCAUGAGCUAUAUGAAACAAUCCCAGAUGCACCAAGUCACUGGUCGCCGCAGCGCGACAAACGAGACAAAUCUUCGAGCAGCUCCUAUAUGGGUGUUUUCAAAUCACCUUGUAUGACGGGUAAGAAGCGCCGAGUUGAUAUUAAAUUUUAUCCUUGGCGAGAAAAGGCUUUCGCGAGUCUUUACUUCACCGGAAAUGGCUACUUCAAUCGAUCGAUGCGCCUUUGGGCAACACGCAAAUUCAACUAUACGUUAAACGACCAUGGUGUUUUCGAUCGAGGAUCUCUUGUUCGCGUUUUAGACACGACUUCCGAAAAAGAAAUUUUUGAAUUUCUUGAUAUAAGUUGGAGGGAACCCAAGGAAAGAGAUUCCUUUGACGCUGUGAAAGGCAAGAAAAAUGGCGAAAGUGCAGCGCAAUUAGAAGGUUUUUCAAGUUUCACGUCGUUCCGUGAGCUCAGUGGGAAGGGACGAAACACGACAUCUGGUGGAGCUCCACUUGACAGGCCAAUCCCGGCAUCGACACGAUUCCUUGUCCCACACAACAAGAUUCCUCGCGAUGACGUUAUGCACAACCAACUCUACGACUCGAAAGCACUAACGAAAAACUGA